Molecule: messenger RNA, 1574 nt
Organism: Camponotus floridanus (Florida carpenter ant)
Lineage: Eukaryota; Metazoa; Arthropoda; Insecta; Hymenoptera; Formicidae
Product: polyprenol reductase
Exons: 6
Coding region: 502-1419 (305 amino acids)
Biological process (GO): dolichol-linked oligosaccharide biosynthetic process; polyprenol catabolic process
Cellular component (GO): endoplasmic reticulum
Molecular function (GO): 3-oxo-5-alpha-steroid 4-dehydrogenase activity
Source: RefSeq, a predicted model, not a curated record
CGUUGUGUAAUAUUAAAUUGACUUAUAUUUUAUAAUUUUCUAGAUCGAUUUAUGGAUCUAUUCUGUAAAAAUGCUCUAUAACGCUGUAUUUCUAUAAGCUAUGUAGCAUUGUAGAAUAAAAAAGAAAGAGCUACAGAGUUACAGAGCUUACAGAGCGAAAAUUUUCUUAUCGAAUAUACGACUUAUUUAUUGAUGUUAGUAGCUCGAUUUAUUGGCUAUUAAAGACUCGAUUAUAAAUUGACAUUGAAUUUAAAUUUGAAGUAGACUGAAGUAGACUUCAGACUAGUAGUAGUCUUUCUUCUCAGUUCUUCGUCAGUGAUAGUCAACUAACAUUAUUGGCUAUUAGAGACUCGAUUAUAAAUUGAUAUUGAAUCUAAAUUUGAAGUAGACUUCAGACUAGUAGUAGUCUUUCUUCUCAGUUCUUCGUCAGUGAUAGUCAACUAACAAUCGACUUGUUAUCUGACCAGUUUAUUGAUAAACGUUAAGAAAUAUAAACGAAGAAUGGAUAUAAAUAUUAUACGUUACGUUUUUAUUGCACUUGCAUCGAUUAUAGUAUUAUGUGGAUUACUAUCUAAGUAUAUACAUGCUUAUUUACCUCUAACGAUAACAGAUAUUCACUAUAGCAAGUAUGCUACUGCAACGAUGCAUAAUACGAUAUUAACGUGUCUAAUAAAUAUUAAUGUGCCUAAAAAAUGGUUUAAACAUUUUUAUAUUUUUUCUGGACCAACAUCGACUGUUACACUUUGUUUAAUUGCUUAUAAAUACCUGUUUAAUGGGAAUAUACCUGAAAUUGUAUUUACAUUAUUGGAUAUGUUAUUAGGAGCAUCCAGAAAACCUUUAAUACCAGCAGAAAAUGUAAUUCUAGCCAUCAUUAUAUUAAAUAUACAAUGUUGGAAAAGAGUUUACGAGACACUUUAUGUUAGUGUGUUUAGCGAUCAAAAAAUGAAUUUGAGCACUUAUUUCAUUGGCUUUAUACAUUAUGCAGGAAUAUUCCUGUGUAUUAUAGGCGAAUCUAAAGGAUUUGAUAAAGAUUCGCAUGCAAGUUUACUCUUGCACAAAUUAACAAUUAUAGAAUUAAUCUGUAUGCUUAUAUGUUUAUGGUCAUCAUAUGUACAACUUAAAAGUAAUUUUAUUCUUGCGGGAUUACGUAAGAAUCAACACGGCGAUGUUGUAACUAAAGAGCACAAGAUACCAUUUGGUGGAUUAUUCGAAUAUACAUCAAAUCCAUUGCAAUUUACAGAAAUAAUUAUAUAUAUAAUGUUAUCCGUAAUUCUUUGGCAAGCUUCUACAUUCCACUACAUCACUAUUUGGGUUAUAAUAAAUCAGUUGGGAUGUGCAAUUUUGUCUCAUGAGUGGUAUCAUAAAACUUUCAAAAAUUAUCCAAAAGAAAGGAAGAUUUUAAUUCCUUAUAUCUGGUAGGAGAAGAGAAACUAAGCAUUUAUAUUAUUUCCUGAAGACAACAUGUCAAUUCAUAAAUGAUGUAUAUAUAUAUAUACUCACACACAUCAUAUUAUUUAUUAGUAAAUAGUAUGCACACUAAAUUAAAAGGUUCAAUAAAUUUUCAUCACUGCAUU